AUGAAAAGAAUUUGGAACGCUGUUGGUAAGACUGUUAGAGAUGGAAAUUUCCAGAAAAAAGCUGUGAACUAUGUAGAAAAAAUUGAGAAAGGAAGCACAAAGGUUCACGCCCCGAAGGUUCCCACCGAAGAAAAACGGUUCAAUGAAGCUCAGAAAGAUGAUGCUGUAAAGAAGGAUUUGGAGACAAGACAUGAAGGAUUGUUAGGAAAUAUGAACAAGUUCAAAAUAACAUCUGUUGAACCUCCAGAGCGUGAGGUUUCUGACAAAACUUUUCCAACUCGGGAGUCAGAAUGGUACCACAGGAAUGAUCCAGUUUGGGAGUUUGGAUUUUAUGAACCGGAGGCAGAUAAAAUACCUAAGAACAAAUUAACUUUUCGUGAAGCUCUUGAAAUUUUGGAAGCGAAAGGACAAUUGAAUGAUCCUGAACAAACACCUGCUGCUUCCAAACGAAGAGAAAUAGCUACAGCAGCCUUAGAGAACCAUGCAGGUUUCGCUCGUGUUGAUCAAGAACUUGUUGAUAAGAUGUACGAGUUCUUCCGCCCUUUUCAAAGAAAGGAUUUACAAAAAGUUGUUAACAAGCACGAUCUUGCUCAAUUGCAAGAAUAUCUUCAAGGGAGAACAGAUGAUAAACGUUUGGUAGAAGGCACCAGAGAUCAUGUUCGAGAGCUCUUCAAGAAAAAGCUCGUUAAGGAGGAGUAUGAUAGGCUUGAUGACGAAGAAAUCCGCAAGUUUCAAGAAGCAGUUCUGAAAAUUAGGGAAGGCCAACAUGAUCGCCUGGAAAAAAGACUCAAAGAUAUCAAAACAAUUGAAUCCAAAAUAGAAGAAAUGGAACGAAAGUCUUCAGAAGAAAAGAAGCCUCACGAAUGA
Molecule: messenger RNA, 867 nt
Organism: Auanema sp. JU1783
Lineage: Eukaryota; Metazoa; Nematoda; Chromadorea; Rhabditida; Rhabditidae
Source: the annotation of a GenBank genome assembly